Molecule: messenger RNA, 2124 nt
Organism: Branchiostoma floridae (Florida lancelet)
Lineage: Eukaryota; Metazoa; Chordata; Leptocardii; Amphioxiformes; Branchiostomatidae
Product: motile sperm domain-containing protein 2-like
Exons: 16
Coding region: 55-1740 (561 amino acids)
Source: RefSeq, a predicted model, not a curated record
GUUUCCCGCCACUGACGACCCGACUUCCGGGUGACCUUUGACCGACAACAUCGCAUGACCAACAUGGCGGAAGUAGCAGACGGCAAAGAGGACCGGAAAGUGAAGAUCCGAGAGCUGAGAGACCGUUUUCUCCGAGAACAGGCCGAUGCAAUUUCACAGAACGACCUCUUUGACCCUCGGGACAUUGUCAAGGUCAGGAAGGAUGAUGAGUACCUGGAGAACUACCUCCUGGCCCGCCCAACGCCUGAAGCAGCCUACGACAUGCUGGUCAGCGCACUCAAGUGGAGGAAGGAGUUUGGAGUUUAUGACAUCAGUGAGUCCAGCCUUCCUGUGUCCAUGUUUGAGAAGGGAGCCUUGUUUGCACACAACGAGGACAAGGAGGGGCACCCCAUCUUGAUAUUCAUCGCGAAGCUACACAAGAAGGACUCGUCCAAGUACCAGGAGCUGUGUCGCUUCCUGGUCUUCUGGCUGGAGAGGCUCAGCACAAGGCACCAGGGGAAACAGAUGACCAUCGUGUUCGACAUGUUAGAAACGGGCCUGGGCAACAUGGAUAUGGACUUCAUUAGAUUCUUAAUCAACUGUUUCAAGAACUACUUCCCCAACAUGCUUGCCUACCUACUGGUCUAUGAGAUGCCAUGGAUUCUCAACACUGCCUGGAAGAUCAUCAAAACGUGGCUGCCACCUGACUCGGUCAAGAAGAUCAAGUUCGUGAAUCGGAGCGAGGUUCAGCAGUACAUCGCUCCAGACCAGCUGGCUACCCGCAUGGGAGGCACGGACACAUUCCAGUACACGUACCCACCCCUGCCUGACGACGACCUGCCCAACCCCUCCACACCCAGGGGCACCCCUCCGGAGUCCCCCAACAUGGUACGGGCCAACGGGGAGGUCUCCAACAACCCCAGCCCUAGAAAGGUGACGUUCUCAGCCGACACAAAGGACAGCGUGCGGAGAAGACACAGUGACUCUGGGGCAGCGGGAGGGGACGCAAAAUCUGACAAAGGGCCACUGACGCCCCCUAACAGACACAGGCAGGUACAGCAGCUGCUGUCCUCAAACAAGCGAUCAGCAGAGGCAACAGCACAUCAGGGACAGCUCCUCAAGAUAUGUCCAGGGGAUGUGCUGGAGUUUGUGAAUGCGGAGGGUGCUGAGGUGCAGCAGGUUCUGACUCUCACUAACACAACGGCCGGAACUGUGGCUUUCAAGGUGAAGACAACAUCGCCUGAGAAGUACCGAGUGCGCCCCAGCUCGGGGCCGAUCGCACCAGGAGUGUCUGUGGACGUCAAUGUCUUUCUACAGCCUGGUCAUCAGGCCUCCACACCUCGAGACAAGUUCCUGGUUCUGUCCAUGGAGGUUCAGCAGGAGGUGAAGAACACGGCAGAGCUGGCCGCGCUCUGGAAGUCUGCAGCCAAGGGCUCCGUCAUGGAGCACAGACUUAGAUGCGCCCACCUGACCCCCGACGCGGCCGAGCUUCAGGAGGCCACGCCGCAGGGAGACAUGGCACGGCUGCAGAAACAGGUCCGAGAACUCACCCAGACGGUUGGUGCCAUUUCCAGUACGUCCCAGCGGUUGGAAGAGAACAUCUCCCAGACUCUGCGCCUACAGAAGUUGCUGGUGGUGCUGCUGUUGUCCCUGUCCUUGGUGCUGCUUUACCUGCUGUGGUCGGGCGGGGACGGCCAGACGUGCAGCGUCGCCAGCGUUACGCAGCCGGCGGCGGGACACGCAGCGCAACACAGUUUGUGAACAACUCUAGUUAAGAUCCAUAAAUAACUUCAUCAGGUUGGCAAUUAUUCAUAUAGUAAUAAGGUUCUUUAGGCACAACCAAAGAGUACUUACUUCCAACAUUUCGAUGUCUAUAAGACACCAUCAUCCAGGUCAUGUCAUUCUACCCCGAUGAUGGUGUCUGAUUGACAUCGAAACGUAGGAAGUUAGUACUCUUUGGUUGUGUCUAAAGAACCUUACUAUAUGAACACCAGUUAAGCUUUGCUUAUCAGGAGGAUAAAGAGACUAUCUUUUCCCCCAACCCUUGCUUUUUUUUCCAUCAAGGUUUUGGUGACCGUCUGUCAUCUUCCUGCGGAUAAUUCUGACUGGUUCGAAUUGUACUGCAGCACUAAGUGUCACUGCUUA